UUUGGAUAUGGACAUGUAGAGUUAUAUGGACAAUGAGGAACUUGCUAUCUUCGUUCUCUCUGAAUUCUACAAUGGGAGGGUGCGCCUUGCCGUUGCCCAAAUUGGCGCUUCCACGCAUUACCCACAGUGGCUUCUCCUUCACUUUUCCCAUUUCUGCAAUUCAACUUCGCCACUCUGUCAGCGUUCGCUCUGGAAAUCCCUCCACCUUGUUCUGUAGUCACCAAGUUAAGGCCAGUGCUGAGUUCUCUUCCACUUCGGUUUCUGCCCAAGACAGCGAACGAGAGGAAGAAGAAAGCUUUCAAGUGCUGACGGUUGUCAAAAGCGAUUACAAUGACAUCAUGAUCAUCGACACUCCCGAAUCUAGAGUGCUCCUCCUUGAUUCCUAUUACAACAUACAUAGCAUUCUUUAUAAGGAGCAAAAAUGGACAAAAGCCUACUGGGAUGAGUUUGCUAGCUUGCCAGCUAUAGUUCCAAAAGGUCCCAUCGCUAUCUUAGGUUUGGGUGGUGGAACAGCUGCUCAUCUGAUGCUUGACUUGUGGCCUUCACUGCAGCUUGAAGGGUGGGAGAUUGAUGAAAUUUUGAUUGAUAAAGCAAGAGAUUAUUUUGGUCUAUCUGAUCUGGAGAAACCAACAAAAGAUGGUGGCAUACUAAAUGUACAUGUUGGUGAUGUCUUCAUUCCAUCAGAGGAUUUGCAAAGGAAAUAUGCUGGCAUUGUUGUUGACUUGUUCUCUGACGGAAAAGUCUUGCCUCAGCUGCAUGAGGAUAGUACUUGGUUGGAGUUACAUGAUAGAUUGAUGCCUGGAGGUCGAUUUAUGGUGAAUUGUGGUGGCACUUAUGGGGGAUCGGAUGCAUCGGAUGCAAGUUCUGAUUCUGAAACUUCAUCAAGUGAUGGGAUAUGGUUCAAAAAUCCAGCAUUGAAUGCAUUAUCCAAAGCAUUUCCUAGACAAUUGAGUUGGAAGAGAAUGCCGAAGGAAAAUGGUGCAAAUAUUAUGGCACUUACAGGAUCCUUGCCUGAUUUGCAAUCAUGGUCUGCCAGUCUCCCAUCUCCUCUGAGCACAAAUGUGAAGCAUUGGAGACCCUGUGAGCCUGUUUCUAAAAUUUGAACUUGAAAGGUCGUAAAUGAAUUAAAAAUAUGUAAAAUCACCUUGUGUCUGGUUUAUGAAUUAGUGCAGUUGCUCUUCUGAUUUUCUGUAAAGGACCCUGAAUUCCUGAUUUUAGCAGGUAGAAAAGACAAAUGUAAUCACCAUAUAAGCCCAGUCUGUAUCUUCAAUGUGUAAGAUUCUGAGAGUUUUAUUGAGUCAUUAUUUGCAAAUUUAGGUAUUUCUUUAGUUAUA
Molecule: messenger RNA, 1334 nt
Organism: Prosopis cineraria
Lineage: Eukaryota; Viridiplantae; Streptophyta; Magnoliopsida; Fabales; Fabaceae
Exons: 8
Coding region: 33-1103 (356 amino acids)
Source: RefSeq, a predicted model, not a curated record